Molecule: messenger RNA, 1369 nt
Organism: Polychytrium aggregatum
Lineage: Eukaryota; Fungi; Chytridiomycota; Chytridiomycetes; Polychytriales
Exons: 8
Coding region: 255-1283 (342 amino acids)
Source: RefSeq, a predicted model, not a curated record
CUUGCACGGCUGUCUCGACGAUGCACGGCGGCGAGCAUUGUUCUUGCGAGAGCGUCCCCGCCCGCUGCGGGUUUGAUCCGGAAGCGGGGGCUGCUGGGCCUCGAUCGGCCGGUUGGUGGGCUCGGCCGAGAAAGCUCGGCCAUGAUCGAACCUCUGCCGGUCUUGCGGUUGCCUUCCCAUCCCGCUGCCGUUGCAUCCUCCCCUCCCUGCCGGAGCUUUAGUGGACCAGCCCACUUACCCAUCCGCCAGAACCCAUGUCCAAGCUCGAGCCCGCCGACGUGCUGUUCUUCCAGAGCCUGAUGGACGUCAUCUCGGACGUUUUGCGGCCUUUCGGACUUGGGAUCGCCCCGAUCGAGGAGCAGCUCCAGACGAUUGACGAUCGAUAUGCACAGUCGCUGCAGUCGCCGACGACAAGCCAGUCUGUCCACGACUAUUUUGUCCUCGUCGGCCAACUGCAGAAAGUCCUGCCGCCCUCCCUUCGAGGAAGCCACAAGCGAAAAUAUGACGAGAGCGUGGGCGAAGAAACGAGGCCGUCCGAAAGCAACUCGCAGCAUGUAUUGACAAAGGACGAGAUGGACCAAAGAAUCGAGUCGCUGAUCCAGAACAAGCGGAGUCAGAUCAACGAGAGCAAUACGGUCGAGUUUCUGAAGCCUGGUGCGGCCAAGGAGGAGUAUUCGUGUGCCCGAGCGGAUGCCAAGGACCUCAACCGCAGCAUCCAGAUGAAGACGAAUGUGGCCAUGAACUUUGAUGGCCCGCUCUCGCGGUCGAUGCAGCGGAGCCGGAUAGCGAAGGCGGAAGCGAAGGGAGCCGGCCCGGACCUCAAACAACGGAUUGCCAACAUCGAGUCGCACCUCAAUAUUGAGUUUGCAAACUCCAUGAACCCAAUGCAACGCAUCAAGGCCAUCGAAAAUACUCUUAUCCGACUGGAACGAGAGUAUCCCGCAUGGGCAGCCUUUCAUUUCAACCAACCGGAUCCAUAUAACGAGAGCUCGAUCCCUCCACCGCCGGUGACGGUUGCGACGACGACACCUCAAGGCAGCGUCAACAUCACAACGAUGCCGCACACCCGUACCGACCUAGCAUCGGUUGCCGGUACAGGACUAGCAGCCGGCGGACGAACCAAGUCCGAGGCAGGCCCAAGCCAGCCCGGGUCGCCGGUGAGUUGCGUUGUCGGCCGGCAAGUGGGCGUUGGUGGCGCUCGGGACUGGUGCGAAGGACAGCUGGAGCAAAACAGGGCAGCAUCAGCCGGGCCUGUUGUGGGUCUGGUCUGCAUCGUCUCCUGACCGAAUCGUAUCCGGGACAGACCUCAGGCAUGCAGUACAUCGAGAAGCGUAUCCAGAUGCUGCGGAGCAUGCUGAAGGAGGACCCG